This is a messenger RNA of Amphibalanus amphitrite, 4396 nucleotides long. RefSeq names its product DNA-directed RNA polymerase I subunit RPA2-like. The record is from RefSeq and is a predicted model, not a curated record. Gene Ontology annotation, molecular function: DNA-directed RNA polymerase activity; DNA binding; ribonucleoside binding. The transcript has 24 exons. Lineage: Eukaryota; Metazoa; Arthropoda; Thecostraca; Balanomorpha; Balanidae. Bases 364 to 3819 code for a protein of 1151 amino acids. Gene Ontology annotation, cellular component: nucleus; RNA polymerase I complex. Gene Ontology annotation, biological process: DNA-templated transcription.
GCGUGAGAAAUAAGAGGAUUCUAUAUCGAUAUAUAGUAAUCCCUGUUGUGUUUUUGUCGCGUUUCUUACCAUUUAAUUUUUCUUUCAUCGUGCUGAUUUCAUGCCAUGGCGGACAGUGAAAAGUUUUUAUUUAGUUCAAGAUUAGUUAGAUUGCAGCCUAGCUUUUAAAUCAAUGAAAUGCCCGUCCCAGGGGCCAUCCACUUCAACUUUCACUUUGUUGCCCACAUGGCCUGCUUGAUUUUCUAAAUUGUUCCAGUUCAUCUGGGCCCUGUUCAACUUUUAAGUGUCUGUGGUCGCCACGGCUCCCAAGCCCAGUUGUUGCUUUAGCUGUCAAACAAGGUCAGCUGUUCAGGUGGCUCUGCCAUGGCUCCGGGGCCCACACCAGAAGUCUAUGUGCCUCCAGCCAAACCGUCACUGGAGAAUCUCACAAAGGACUUUGGCAAAAUUAGCAAAACUCAGAACAAGGUGCUGCGGGCUCUGUCGCAGCCUCACAUAGAGGCCUAUAACGAUGUCGUGGAGAGGGGCCUCACCAUGUCGCUGGCCUCCAUACCGCCGGUGCAGUUUGCCCUCCCGGACAACACCAAGGUCGCUCUGCGCGUGCUGGGUGGCAGGAUCACCGCCCCGCGUGUACCAAUGUCUAACGUGGGCGCCACAGACGCCCGUGUAUUCCCGAGCGAGGCACGCACCGGUCUGAGGGACUACACCGGGCAGCUGGUGGCGCACUUUGCCGUGUCGGUGAACGGGGCCACGUGCAUCGCCAUGGACCGGUCCCUGGGAGAGGUGCCCGUCAUGGUCGGCUCGAAGCUGUGCCACCUCCACGGCCUGUCUCCGGCCGAGCUGGUCCGACGCGGAGAGACUGACUCGGAGUUCGGCGGCUACUUUAUCAUACGCGGACAGGAGCGGCUGCUCAGACUGCAGGUGGCCACCCGGCGCAACUACCCGGUCUGCCUGACCCGCACCUCGUACAAGAGCUACGGCAGUCUGUUCACCGAACACGCCGUGCAGAUGCGCUGCAUGACAGACGAUCACUCGCUGGCGAUGAACGUGAUGCACUUCCUGAGCAACGGCAGCGCCAAGUUUAUCUUCCGUUACCGCAAGGAGCGGUUCUGCAUAUCGCCCAUCCUGGUGAUCCGGGCCCUGAUGGACAUCACCGACAGAGACAUCUACCGGCGGCUGACCGAACCAGGCGACUCCGACUACUACAGAAACUGUAUCGCCACAAUGCUGCGGGACGUGCAGUCGGAGGUGGCCACUCCUCUCACCAGUCAGCUGAGCGUGCGGCGCUACCUGGGAGCCAUGUACCGGGGAAAGCUGCUCGGCAGGGUACCCGACUGGGAGCCCGAUGAGGCCGUCUGCGACGCGCUGCUGCAUGACACGGUGCUGAUCCACCUGAACUCCGGCGAGGACAAGGUCAACGUGCUCUGCUUCAUGAUCCGCAAACUGUUCGCCUACGUGCGCAAAGAGUGUGCUCAGGAGAGCGCCGACAACCCCAUGCUAUGGGAAGCGCAGCAGGGCAGCUACAUCUACCAGCAGGUGAUCAAGAACAAGGUGCAGAUGUUCUGCAGCAACUUCCGACUGGUGAUGGUGAAGCGCUACAACAAGAACCCCACCGAGUACAACAUCACUGAGAUGGAGGUAGCCCACUGUUUCAAGCAGCUCAACCCGAUCGGUGCCAUGGUGCGGUCAUUCGUCAGCACUGGUAACAUCCCUGCUCUGCCCAACAUCAUCUGCUCGGACAACGUGGGCCUCUCGGUCCCGGCGGAGAAGAUCAGCUACACGCGCUACAUGUCGCACUUUCGGACCAUCCACCGCGGCUCGUUCUUCUCCACCAUGCGCACCACAGCGGUGCGGCAGAUGCUUCCAGAGGCCUGGGGUUUCAUCUGCCCGGUACACACGCCGGACGGCGCGCCGUGCGGUCUGCUCAACCACCUGACCACCACGUGUCACGUGACGGCCGGCCAGCCGGACCGCGCCGCCAUCACGGCCACCGUCACGGCGCUCGGCGUCACGCCCGUCACGCAGCCGCGGCCCGCCAAACAGUGUUACACGGUUCUACUGGACGGAGCCGUGAUUGGGUUCGUCAGCCACGCCGCCGCGCCGCGGCUCGUCAACAAACUGCGGCACAUGAAGUGUCACGGAGAGGUGUACCAGUACCUGGAGGUGGCGCUGAUCCCGGCCCGCGGGCCCGGCGGACAGUACCCCGCUCUGUACCUGUACUCGAGCGACGCGCGCCUGAUGCGACCCGUGCUGAACCUCGCCUGUCAGAAGGUGGAGUACAUCGGUACACUGGAACAGGUGUACAUGAACGUGGCCGUCAACCUGCGAGAGGUGCCCACGGAGUCCCUGGCGCUGUACUCUCACGCGGAGCUGGCGGACACCUCGCUGCUCUCCAGUCUCGGACUGCUGGUGCCGCUCUCCGACCUGAACCAGUCGCCCCGAAACAUGUACCAGUGUCAGAUGAGCAAGCAGACGAUGGGCACUCCGAGACACAACUGGCCGGCCUGCAGCGAGAACAAACUCUACCGGCUGCAGACGCCGCACGCGCCGCUGUUCCGCCCCACCCACCACGACGCGCUGGCCAUGGACGACUUCGGACAGGGCACCAACGCCAUCGUGGCCGUCAUCUCCUACACGGGUUACGAUAUGGAGGACGCCAUGAUUAUCAACAAGCACGCGCAGGAGCGCGGCCUGGCCUGCGGCUUCAUCUACAAGAUGCGGGCGCUGGAUCUGCGGGACCACAACCGACAGAACGCACCCGUGGUGAAGGUGUUCCGGCGUGAUGACGCGCACGCUGAGCGGCUCUCCGACUAUCUGGACGAGGAUGGCAUCCCUCACGUGGGCAUCCUACUGGAGAAGGACUCACCCAUGAGUUGUUCAUACAGCCUGGAGGAGGACAAGUUCCACGUGACCCGCUACAUGGACGAGGAGCCGGCCCGGGUGGACUCGGUGAAACUUCUGGGUGACCCCGGCGGCUCGGAGAUCCUGCAGGUCGUCAUGCUCAUACUGCGGGUGGAGCGGAAGCCGACGGUGGGUGACAAGUUCGCCAGUCGCGCCGGCCAGAAGGGCAUCUGCAGCCGACUGCACGCCACUGAGGACUUGCCGUGGACGGAGAGCGGCCUGGUGCCCGACAUCAUCUUCAACCCGCACGGAUUCCCCUCUCGAAUGACCAUCGCCAUGAUGGUGGAGUGCAUGGCGGGCAAGGCGGGCGCCGUCAACGGCCACUGUUACGACGCCACGCCGUUCCGAUUCAGUGAGGACAGCACGGCAAUCGACUACUUCGGCCAGGUCCUGGAGCGAGCCGGUUACAACUACUACGGUACGGAGACCAUGUACAGCGGCAUCACCGGCACCGAACUGGAGGCCAAGAUCUUCUUCGGCGUGAUCCACUACCAGCGGCUCAGGCACAUGGUCUCAGACAAAUGGCAGGUGAGAAGCACAGGCCCGGUGAACUGCGUCACACGCCAGCCGGUCAAGGGCCGGAAGAAGGGCGGCGGCGUGCGGUUCGGAGAGAUGGAGCGGGACGGGGUGAUGGCCCACGGCACGACGCUGAUCGUGCAGGACCGGCUGUUCAGCUGCUCCGACAAGGCCGAGAUGCACGUGUGCUCGUCCUGCGGCUCGCUGCUGUCCCCCGUUGUGGAGCUGCAGGCUCAGCGGAGCCGGGGUCCGCGCAGCGGCGGCACCGGCCGGCGGCCCGUCUGUACAGUGUGCGACAGCACCAGGGACGUGGUGACCGUCCACCUGCCCUACAUGGUGCUCCACCUGGCCAUCCAGCUGGCCGCCAUGAACGUCAAACUCAACGUGAAGGUCAAGGAACAGUGAGGGGUGAAGGAGGUCGGAGAAAAGUGUCCGAUCCCGGACCGUCAAGCAUGGAGCUCAACUGCCAGGAAAAGAAGCGGUGAGGGGCGAAGAGGGUCAGAGAGUGAACGUCACCUCACCUCCAAAACGUCAGCCUGAAUGUUCGACAAGAAACAGUUAUUUUGUUGAGGGAAGACGAAGAGCGUAACGUCCAUGUCCAGGGUCGGUGAGCAGCCGCCGGAAGGGUCGUGCACCGCGGGUCAGGGAAAGAGAGCCGGGGGUGGAGAGUGGCAUGCCUUCUGAGCGGUGAUCUGUGUGAUAUCGCCGGCUCGACCGCGGGCGAUAACUUGUGAUGCUUGAUGCGUGUCGCCGUGCUGUGGCAGUCGGUUGAUGAGUUAGGAAUAGCCGGGUGACCUGAGAGGACCACUGCGGGAGCCUUCUGUCUCAAGUGGAGAGUCCAUGGCGCUAUAGAAUGUCACUCGAGUAUUGCUGACGUCAUAAGACCACCCUGCGGCGGUGGGUUGACCUCUGGGUGUGUCGGGUCACGCUGCUCGGUGCUUGUUUGUUACGCGAGUUUACCAAAUACAAAUGGCCACAUGAG